AUGGACCCGAGCUCGGUGACGGAGUACGUGAUGUGUCCGAACGAAAGCGCGGGUAAGGUGAUCGGACACGGCGGGGAAAAGAUUAACAGCAUACAAACCGAAAGCGGGGCCAUCGUGAAGAUUCAAAACCAAAACGAAGUCGGCCCGGGACAACCGCGAAGGAUCACGAUCAGUGGCGCGCCCGAACGCGUCGCGCACGCGUCGCAGUUGGUGUACGCGAUCAUCGGACAAUCAAGCGCGAGCCGCGCGGCGCAGGCGCCGCGCGGCGCGGGCGGCGGUCGCGACGCGGCGGGCGCCGAGAUUUUCGUCCCCGUCGAGCCGGACCAGUUCGGUAAGAUUAUCGGUCGAGGCGGAGAGACGAUUCGUAGGUUGCAAGAAGAGAGCGGCGUGCGCAUGCAAGUCGAUAGACCGAACAGUCGCGUGCAAAUCACGGGCGACGCGUCGGGGUGUGAAGUCGCCCGAACGUUGCUUCAGGAAGUCCUCGACGCGACGAACGAACCCGUGGGAAUGGGAACGUCGGGCGCGCAGUCCACGGAGAUUUCGGCGCAAGGCCAAGAGGGUCGAAUCAUCGGUAAGGGUGGGGAAAAUAUUCGUUCGCUCGCCGCGCAAACCGGCGCGAAGCUGAGCAUCAUCAAAGAGACGGGCAUGGUUCGCAUCCAAGGCGACCCGCGGCAAAUCGAAGACGCCGUGCGCGCCGUCAACGAGUUCAUCGACGCGCAGGUGAACCCGGUCAAGUACCCCAACGCCGUCGGCGGCGGCGCCGGGAUCCCAUCCAACGGCGCGUAUCACCCGCCCGAAGAUUCCGGCGGGUUGACGCCGUACAAGCCCCUCUGGGAGACGCACCAAAGCCCGGAGGGAUACACCUACUAUUACAACACCACCACGGGCGAGACGACGUGGGAAGAACCCGAGGACUACGACGGGUUCAGCUGA
Messenger RNA from Ostreococcus lucimarinus CCE9901, 933 nucleotides. RefSeq lists its product with no specific name. The record is from RefSeq and is a predicted model, not a curated record. Bases 1 to 933 code for a protein of 310 amino acids. Gene Ontology annotation, biological process: regulation of gene expression. Gene Ontology annotation, molecular function: protein binding; mRNA binding. Gene Ontology annotation, cellular component: nucleus; cytoplasm. NCBI's taxonomy places the organism in Eukaryota, Viridiplantae, Chlorophyta, Mamiellophyceae, Mamiellales, Bathycoccaceae. The transcript has a single exon.